Messenger RNA from Neurospora hispaniola, 1405 nucleotides. RefSeq names its product KptA family-domain-containing protein. Lineage: Eukaryota; Fungi; Ascomycota; Sordariomycetes; Sordariales; Sordariaceae. The record is from RefSeq and is a predicted model, not a curated record. Gene Ontology annotation, molecular function: tRNA 2'-phosphotransferase activity. Bases 263 to 1390 code for a protein of 375 amino acids. Gene Ontology annotation, biological process: tRNA splicing, via endonucleolytic cleavage and ligation. The transcript has 3 exons.
CCAAGCACGACGAGACGAGGUUCUUCAAGAAUCUGGAUGAGAAAAAUUUUUCAUUGCAUCCAGCAUCGGCAACAGCAACCUUUUGUUGACUGCUGCUGGGGGUGUUGGAAAACUUCGAUUCACUAUUACUCCAACUCAUCCGCGACUUUCAGGACCGCUCAUCGCCGGGCAACAGAGUCGCGCUUCCAUUCACAGCACCACAACCACAACCACAACCAUCGCCAAAACCACACCCCAUCACCGCCAUAACCAUCAUCACAAAAUGGCUUCCCCCGCCGAAGACCAAGCAACUCACCACCAAGACCGCGCCGACCGCGCCUCCCACUCCAACCGUGGCGGCGGCGGCGGCGGUCGCGGUCCCAAAUUUGGUGGUCAUGGCGGUCAUCGCAAGGGUGGUCGCGACGUCGACCUCUCGCGCGCCUUAUCCCGCCUGCUCCGUCACCAAGCCGCCUCCGCAGGCAUCACCCUCGACGCCGAAGGGUACGCGCCUCUGGACAAGGUUCUCGCAUGGGGCCCGAUUCGCUCGCUGAAGCCGACGUUUCCAGAGAUCUUGAAGGCGGUUAAGGAGAGCGAUAAGCAGCGGUUUGCUAUCAAGCUGGCGCCGGGAAAAGAAGAAGAAGAAGAAGACAAACAAAGAAGUGAGGAGGCGGGGGAUUGGUUGAUCAGGGCAAAUCAGGGACAUUCGAUCAAGUUGGAGAGUGAAGGGUUGUUGAGGCGGUUGGUUUUGGGGGGUGGUGGGCAGCAGCAGCAGCAGCAGCAGCAAGGCCAAGAGACGACGGAGGGCUCGGAGGGCCAAGAGAGAGAAAGGGAAGAUGGAGGAACCAUACCGAUCCCCGAAACGGUCGUCCACGGUACGUACUUUGCUUUUUGGGACAAGAUCAUCCAGAGCGGCGGACUCAAACCUAUGGGUCGGAACCACGUGCAUUUCUCCACGGGUUUACCGGAGGAUACGGAGAGGGGGGUCAUCAGCGGGAUGAGGAGCGAUGCGGAGGUGUUGAUUUUUGUGGAUGUCGAGAGGAGUAUCAGGGACGCGGAAGCGGAGGGGGAUAAAGAAGGAAAAGGGAUCAAGUGGUGGAUGAGCGACAAUGGGGUGGUGUUGACGGAGGGCGAUAAGGACGACUUGGUCCCGCUUAAGUAUUUCAAAGAGGUUAGGGGGAGAAGGCAGGGCGUGGGACUGUUGUGGAAGGAUGGACAGAAGGUGGCGGAUUUGCCGGAAGGGUUGGAAAUUAGAAUGCCGAUGGGUAAGGGGAGGGCUGCUGGUGGUGGUGGUGGUGGUGGUAAGAGAGGGGGACGUGGUGGUGGAAGGGGAGGUGCCGGGAAAGGAGGAAGGGGGAGAGAGGAAAAGGGAAAUGGUGAGGAGGCCAAGCCUCUGGAGACCGAUUCGCAAUAGGUGGAUGGGCCGAUA